Messenger RNA from Strongyloides ratti, 1107 nucleotides. RefSeq lists its product as hypothetical. The record is from RefSeq and is a predicted model, not a curated record. The transcript has a single exon. Lineage: Eukaryota; Metazoa; Nematoda; Chromadorea; Rhabditida; Strongyloididae. The coding region runs from base 1 to 1107 and encodes 368 amino acids.
AUGUGGAUAGGUUUAAAUUCUCCAGAAAUUGUACGUGGAAUAUUUCAACAUUUCGAUGAUUUUGAUGUGAUACAAAAUAUUUGUGAUAACUCAAGUACAUUUAAACAAAUAUAUGAAUAUGCCCGUCCUACCUCUAUUUUAAGGACAACUAAACAUUUAUAUUUACAUGAUGAUUUACUAUAUGUGCCUUCUCAAUAUGGAAAGUUAGAAUAUAAUGUUUCAAAUAAAUUAUUAACUCCAGUACUUGAUAAAGAUAAUCUUUCAAAAUGGUUAUAUGUUGGUAAACAAGAAUUUCCUUUUUCAGAUGUACGGGAAGAUUGUCCAAAUUAUUCUGAAAUGUCUAAAUAUCGUGAAAAUUAUGGUAUUUUUUUGUCUAAUGAUUUUAAAUAUAAUAAAAGUACUUUAAAUUAUGAAGAUAUUGUUAAAUAUGCCACUCAUAUAAGUAUUCAAAUUAAUCAUCAAUUAUGUCAUGAGAAAAUAGUUGAUAAAGUAAAAACUUUUUUAGACAAUUUUACUGAAUCUCCAAUUCUUAGAGGAUUAGCAAUUACUUUUGGAGAUAAUAUAAUUGUUACAACAAUAUGUAAAGAUCGUCUAAUUAGAUUACUUUCAUCAAUAUCUACAAAUGUUAAAAUUUUAACUCUUAUAUAUAAUGGUUCUCAUGAUAUUCAAGAUAUGUUAGAUGCUGCAUGUAAAGGAUUCAUUGAAUUAAAAGCUUUAUUUAUAAGAAGUGAUGGAAAAUAUAAUGGAAGGGGAUGUAUAAAAUUUGAAAGUAUUAAUCAUUUAAAAUCUCUUGAAUUUCUAUCUAUUUCAAGUAGUUAUGUUUUUGCUUUAAUAAUGAAAUCAAUUUUAGAAAUGCCUAAUAUAAAAUGUAUUCAUAUUGAUUAUUCAUCACUAUGUAAAUAUAAUUCUCAUAGAAUGGAAAUUGAUUUAUCUAAAGCUAAUCAAGUUGUUAUGGUUUUAAUUAAUAGAAAAGAUUUUCCUAUUAUGAAAUAUUCAUUCAAAAUAAUGUCUAAUAAACAUUGGAAUAAAAAUAUUUAUCAUGAUUUAAGCAUAGCUUGUUUACAAAAAACAGAUGUUGUUUCAAAAUACUUUUCAUAUGUUGAAUAG